CACAUUCCGAACUGCAUCGAAUGGUGGUGAGUAUGUACAAUAUCUAGUGGAGAGCUGUUAGUUGCUGACUGCGAGAGAUGAUGAGAAAGAGCAUCAAUGUACCAUAAUCGGGGCGAUCCCCGGACGCCAGUAGUGGGGGCUGCCGCCAUGGGGCCGGCACUCAUAGGAUCGGGCAUCCCGGAUACACUGCGCGGGUCCGGAUACACUGCGCGGGUUCGGAUUGAUCACGGGCACUCGCCGAAGACGGCGACGCAUAUUCGAAUUCAGAAAACGUUCAGCUCAUGUGGCGCUGGUGGCAGAGCUCAAGGAUUUCGAAUGAGGAGUGGCAUGCGCAAAGAUUUUUUGGAUUUUUUUUGGAUUUUUGUGGUGUGGUGUGGGAGGAAAGAGAGAAGGAACCUCCGGAGGAAGUCGCUGCCUAUAAGGCCUCGACUGCUUAGUCAAGUCGCUGCGGCCAUUGCUCCGGAGAUACAUGACACCGGAGGAAGGCACGCGUGCGCGAGGAGGCAGUUUGGUAGAUAUGUACCAGACACAGGCAGCAGAUCAAGCAUCCAGCACCGAAUGGCAGCAACCUUUGGGCCCCAGGAGGCGCAGUCCCAGCCAGCAUCGUCACAAUCGGCUUCGCCAUAGAAGCAGCAGCGACCUUUUGACUGGGCGCCUCUUGAGUAAGCCCCAACCAAGAGGUUCGCGUCGGCCCUGGGUCUUUCACCUCCCUCCAAAGUUUGAAAGGUUCUCUCGCUGAUGGCCAUGUAGAAGAACAUUCCUGUCUAGCAAAGCCGAAGACACGCAUCAACCGAUCUCCC
This is a messenger RNA of Aplosporella prunicola CBS 121167, 800 nucleotides long. RefSeq lists its product as uncharacterized. The coding region runs from base 97 to 627 and encodes 176 amino acids. The transcript has a single exon. NCBI's taxonomy places the organism in Eukaryota, Fungi, Ascomycota, Dothideomycetes, Botryosphaeriales, Aplosporellaceae. The record is from RefSeq and is a predicted model, not a curated record.